AAAAAAGUAUCGCACAAGAUUCCAGCUAGUAGUAGCAGUAGUGGUGGUUUCUUCAUCUUUUUCUCAAUCACACUUUUCUUCUCCAUUCUCCUCUCUCUCUCUCUUUCUCCCACUUGUGUGAAGAAGCUCAACAAGGAACCCUAAAAAAAAAAAAAAUGAUUCUUCUUUGAUUUUUUUCUUCUUUUUCUUACCUAUACAAUUUGCUUAUUUCUGAAGCAAAAUCCCUAGGGUUGAAAUUGAAAAUGCCAUUGAAGAAGAAGAAGAUGACGAAAGAAGUAGUUGAUGAUUGUUGUUUAUUCGCUGAAGAAUACGAUGGUCCACCAUUAUCAUACAACAUACCUUGCGCUGUUCCAAUUAACGUCGAGAAAAUCCCCGUCGCCGCCGUUGUUUCUCCGGUUUGUAUCUCCGACGACAUGUCUUUCCCUGUGAUUCAACCGAUUUUGCCUCUUGAUAAUAAUAACAAUAGCAAGAAUUUUCUUAGAGAUUCUGUUUCUCCUACCUCUGUUAUUAUACCUAACUGUGGUGGAUCUAGUGAGCUUGGAUUGGUUUCUGAUUCAGUCACUGUUUCUCCUACUUCUGUGAUUGAAGAGGAGGAAGAAGAAGAAGGUGGUGAUGGUGAUGGUGGAUUGAGUGGUAGCAGCUCUGGUGAGUUGUUGUUGUUGAGGUCUAGUUUUGAUCAGUCUAGGGUUUGUGGUUCAGUGAAAGAGAGCUUAGAUUUGAAUGAAUCCUCGAAUGCUUUGGUGGUACCUGAUUGGGAAUCUAAUGAUUCGGUUAUGAGUAUGGACUAUCCUUCUUCUCGUGUUACUGGGGAUUGUGUUAGUGAAACUGGUAAGAAGCAACCAGUUGUUACUUUCUUAGGUAUUGCUUCUGAUGAUGAUGGAUUUGAAGAAGAUGAUUCUAGUAAUAGUAACCAGAAGCGGAUUCGUGUUAUCCCUGUUAAGAAACAGCCUCAAACCAAAGGGAAGAAAGGUUCUUGUUAUCGGUGUUUUAAAGGAAGCCGGUUUACGGAGAAAGAAGUUUGUCUUGUUUGUGAUGCAAAGUAUUGUAGCAGCUGCGUGCUUCGAGCUAUGGGUUCUAUGCCUGAAGGUAGGAAAUGCGUUACUUGUAUCGGGUUUCCUAUUGAUGAGUCGAAGCGAGGGAAUUUAGGGAAAUGUUCUAGGAUGCUUAAGAGGCUGCUUAAUGAUUUAGAGGUUAAACAGAUUAUGAAGACUGAGAGGUUUUGUGAAGCUAAUCAGUUACCGGCUGAGUAUGUGUUUGUUAAUGGACAGCCUCUUUACCCUGAAGAGCUGGUUACACUUCAUACUUGCUCUAAUCCUCCAAAGAAGCUGAAACCUGGCGACUAUUGGUAUGAUAAAGUGUCUGGACUUUGGGGAAAGGAAGGAGAGAAGCCUUAUCAGAUAAUUAGUCCCCAUCUGAAUGUUGGAGGUCCGAUUAGUCCGGAAGCUAGCAACGGAAACACUCAAGUUUUCAUUAACGGCCGCGAGAUUACGAAAGUAGAGCUACGAAUGCUGCAGUUGGCAGGAGUUCAGUGUGCGGGUAACCCUCAUUUUUGGGUUAAUGAGGAUGGAUCGUAUCAAGAAGAAGGACAGAAGAAUACCAAGGGAUACAUAUGGGGCAAGGCUGGGACGAAGUUACUUUGUGCUGUAUUGUCACUUCCUGUUCCAUCCAAAUCUACUGCGAAUGCUUCUGGGGAACAACUUCAUAGCGCAAAUAGCAGAAGCAUUCUGGACCAUCUUGAGCAUAGGACUUUGCAAAAAAUUCUGUUGGUUGGAAACAGAGGUUCUGGAACUAGCACGAUAUUCAAGCAGGCAAAGAUCCUUUAUAAGGACGUACCAUUCUUGGAAGAUGAGCGUGAAAAUAUAAAGGUGAUUAUCCAGACCAAUGUGUAUGGUUAUCUGGGUAUGCUACUUGAGGGCCGGGAGCGGUUCGAAGAAGAAGCUCUUGCUGUCCAGAGUAUGAAACAGUGUGUCAUUGAAGAUAUUCCUGCGGCUGCGGAAGAAGGAGAUGCUAAAAGCAACAACAAAACUGUGUACUCCAUUGGCCCAAGGCUUAAAGCAUUUUCAGAUUGGUUAUUGAAGACUAUGGCUGCUGGAAAUCUUGGAGUCAUUUUCCCUGCAGCUUCUCGUGAGUAUGCCCCACUGGUUGAAGAGUUAUGGAGGGAUGCAGCGAUCCAAGCUACAUACAAGCGAAGAAGUGAGCUAGGACUCCUUCCCAGUGUCGCUAGUUACUUUUUGGAACGGGCUAUUGACGUAUUGACACCAGACUACGAGCCAUCGGAUUUGGAUAUAUUAUAUGCUGAAGGAGUCACUUCGUCCAGUGGUCUAGCUUGUCUCGAUUUCUCAUUUCCACAGACUGCAUCUGAAGAGAAUCUUGAUCCGUCCGAUCACACUGAUUCUUUGCUCAGGUACCAGUUAAUAAGAGUACCCUCGAGAGGCCUCGGUGAAAACUGCAAGUGGAUUGAUAUGUUUGAAGAUGUUGGGAUGGUUGUGUUUGUUGUUUCCAUGAGUGACUACGACCAGUGUUCAGAAGAUGGAACCAACAAGAUGCUACUCACCAAAAAACUCUUUGAAAGCAUAAUCACCCAUCCCAUCUUUGAGCACAUGGACUUCCUCUUGAUACUCAACAAGUACGAUCUCUUGGAAGAAAAAUUGGAACGCGUUCCUUUGUCACGCUGCGAGUGGUUCCAAGACUUCAAUCCCGUGGUCAGUCGUCACCGUGGUUCCAACAACGGUAACCCCACUUUGGGCCAGCUUGCGUUCCACUACAUGGCUGUUCAGUUCAAGCGGUUUUACUCUUCCUUGACUGGGAAAAAGCUUUUUGUUUCUUCGAGCAAGAGUUUGGACCCGAACAGUGUUGAUUCAUUGCUCAAGUUUGCUAUGGAGAUUCUGAAAUGGAGCGAGGAGAGAACAAACAUCUGCUUGAGUGAUUACUCUAUGUACAGCACUGAGCCGAGUUCCUUCUCAAAUUGAUAUUUUCACGUUCAACAAAGGAGUCUAAUGUAAAUGAUAACUACUUUCUUGUGUAUAGAUUGCCACGUAGAGUUUUAACAAAAUACUCACGCUUCAAUUUACAGACAAAUCUCUGUGUACUAUAAACAGUUACAAUUUAACU
Camelina sativa (false flax) is the source of this 3111-nucleotide messenger RNA. Its product is annotated as extra-large guanine nucleotide-binding protein 1. Gene Ontology annotation, biological process: G protein-coupled receptor signaling pathway. Lineage: Eukaryota; Viridiplantae; Streptophyta; Magnoliopsida; Brassicales; Brassicaceae. Gene Ontology annotation, molecular function: GTPase activity; guanyl nucleotide binding; G-protein beta/gamma-subunit complex binding. The record is from RefSeq and is a predicted model, not a curated record.